Molecule: messenger RNA, 6523 nt
Organism: Linum trigynum
Lineage: Eukaryota; Viridiplantae; Streptophyta; Magnoliopsida; Malpighiales; Linaceae
Source: the annotation of a GenBank genome assembly
UUAAUUAACAUGAUGUCGAGCUCUCAGGAGGAGUUGGUUGAAGAAGCUCAGUCACAGAUAUGGAAGUGGGCGUUCAGCCAUCUGAACGUUCCAAAUUUAGAUUUGUCUAUAGAAAUUUCAAUUAUUAAAUGAAAUUUCCAACCCUUAUUUGAUCAAUGUCUAGGUCAGUGGUUGAUUGAACAUUAAGUUUAUCGUACAUCCUACAAAAAAAAUUCUCUAACCUUUGCACGUAUCAGUUUUCAAGGUAUCUCGUGUCUCAUCCUAGGAUAUGAAGUUAAAGUUCGUAAACAAUUAUACUGAAGUUAUUAUGGAUUAGGGUAUAGUAUCAUGCCUCAAAAUGCGGAUCAUUCAUGGUUUAAAUAACAAAAAACGACGGGCGUACGGUAAAGUACCAUGAACCAUAUAUAUCUACCCAAUUUUACACCUAUGGUACGUUUUAUGAGAGCCAAUGGUGGUGAGUCUAUAAGGAACCUUAAAAAUUUGGUCCAUAAUACACCAAGACCAUACAUAGCUCCAUCUUCUCUCCAUCAGGAAGAUGAGAGACAAUCUCGUAAGAGGAACUGAAGAGGCUUGGUUGAGGAAGACUCCCGGGCCGUGCACCAAGAGGCUUACGUCGUUUACUGAAAUUAAGGUCGAUUAUCUAUUCAAGCUACUGGAACUGGUAGAUAAUGACUGCAGAGUAGGGAUGGCAAUUACCCACUCAUGGGUAAUUAUACCCAAACCCAAGUAGAUCCAUUCAUAAUGGGUUGGGUAUGAGUGAAGUGCAUAUGAGUUUGGAGGUUUUAAAUGGGUUUGGGUAAUGUAUGACUAUUGCUUCCAUAAUCUAAAUGGGUAUGGGUUGGAUAUGGAUAUCUAUUUAUUUGAGGGUGUUUUAACUCCUACACAUACAAUAUUGGACCUAUUUGUAAAAAUUAAAAAGUAUAGGUACCAAAAUGUAAGAUAAAAAUAUUUAGGUACCAAAAUAUAAUUUUCAAUCGAUAUUUUUAGGACUUAUAUGCAAAAAAAAAAAAUUUAGAUACUAAAUAUGCAUAUCUAUGAAGAUUAGGUAUCAAACUGUAAUUUGCAUUUGGGGUUGGAUGCAAACCCAAAUCCAUUUGUUAUAAACCCAACCCAACCCAAAUAAAUGGGUACGGGUACAAACCCAUCAAAGUCUACCUAUAUCCAUCUCUUUGGAUUUCAUACCCAACCUAAUUGGAUUGGAAUCUAUGGAUAUAGGCAAAAUUGCCAUCCCUAGAUAAUAUAUAUAUACACUGCCUGUGACAGCGUAACUAGCUAGCCACCUUUUCACAUGUUUUUUCUUGGUUCUAUAAUUGAUGGAGGUAGGGAUGGCAAUUUCGACCUGACACUCCUCUCUCAUCUUUGCGACAAUGAACAAAGUUCGAUAUGAUCCUCUUCUUUCUUAUCUGCUAGCCGAUACAUGCUAGCUGUCAGGUUGUCUUGUGAUGAUUUAUGUCCAUUCAUAUAUUUGGAAGAAUUAUUAUUAUCAUAGCUAUAGCUGGCUAGCCAGCCUCAAUUAACAUGGCGAGCUCUCACGAGGAGUUGGUCGAAGCUCAGUCACAGAUAUGGCGGUGGACGUUCAGCCACCUGGUCUCCAUGUCCAUCAAAUGCGCCAUCAACCUCCGCAUCCCCGACGCCGUCCACAAACACGGCCAACCGGCCGCCUCGCUUUCCGAGCUCAUCUCCGCCCUCCGAAUCCCGCCUUCCAAAACCCACGCUUUCGGCUGCAUGAUGCGCGUCCUCAGCACGCGCUCCACCGGAUUCUUCUCCGUCCAACAACGACAACAAGAAGAAGGAGGAGAAGAAGAAGAGUUGUUCUACUCGUUGACUCCGGCCUCCAGGCUGCUGCUUCGCCACGAGCAUCUCAACCAGGCGUCGCUGCCGCUUCUUCACUUCCAUCCGGCGAUGAGGGACUACUGCUCCGUCCUCGACACGUGGCUCCUCGAGGAAGACGACGAGGGGACAAAUAACGAUGAUGAUAAUAAUAAGCGCACGGCAUUCGAGGUGGUAAACGGGGCGUCGUUUUGGGACUAUCUGGCCGGGUCAUCGGGUCCGGCCCGGGAGCUGAAGGGGCUGUUCUACGACUGCAUGGUGAGCGACUCCAAACUGGUGGCGGAUGCUCUCGUUGUUGCUACCGUCGGCGGAGAGGAGUCGUUGUUGUUUAGGGGAGUGAGGUCUUUUGUCGACGUGGCCGGCGGCACCGGGAUUGUCGCGGCCGCCGUGGCGGGCGCGUUUCCUGAGAUGAAGUGCGUCGUUUUGGAUCUGCCGCACGUGGUGGAGGGAUUGCCGGCGGCGGGAAACCACCCCGGUAAUCUGGAGUUCGUGGGUGGGGAUAUGUUCCGCAGCGUUCCCUCGGCUGAUGCUAUCUUGCUUAAGUGGAUUUUACACAACUGGGAUGAUGAGUCAUGUGUGAAGAUAUUGAAGUGUUGUAAAGCGGCGGUGUCCGGCGACGAGGGAAAGAAAGGGAAGGUGAUAGUAAUAGACAUGGUGAUGUCGGAAGUUGGGGUUGAAGACGAUUUGUCUCGUGAAAUCCAGCUCUGCUUCGAUCUGAUGAUGGCGACAGUGCUAAAUGGCAAGGAACGGAAUGAAAUGGAGUGGAAGGGACUGUUUGAGGCGGCCGGUUUUAGUGACUACAAGAUCGUUGGUCAGAUCGGCCCAAGAUCUAUCAUUGAAGUUUAUCCUUGACUAUGGAGUCAAUGUAUAAUUAGCACAUUAUAUGUUUAACGUUAAGUUAUAAAUUUAUUUGUAUUCAUACUUUAAUUUCCGUACAAAUUGGCAUUUUUACGUUUUUGUGCUAGUACAUCCCCAUGUUGUGGAAAUUUGAAAUGAGACAUAAGUUUCCGGUUUUCACCGUAAUGAUGUUGUAAGCAAGUGGUUAAUUACUAUACAUAUACCUAUUUUACAACGCAGACGUACGCUAGUAUGAACCAUAUAUAUAAAUAUAUACUAAGGGCCAAUUCUGUGGUACAGGCACAAUACUAGUGUCGGCUAUUUUCUAGCCGUUGAAUCUGCCACUUUUGAUGAAAGCCGUUGAUUAAUGACCAUCCAUUAACCAAAACAGGUUGAACCCAUUGUGUUUGGUUAAACCUAUUUUAUUUUUAAGUUAAUUAUUAUACUUAUAGUUUAAUACCAAAUGCAACAGAUCUCGUCGAACAGUUCAGUUCUAUGAGGAAGAGUUUGAUUGUUGCGUGUCCCUUGGUCGGCGGCGGGAGUGCAUGUUAAUACAGCUGAUGUUGGGAUGAAUAGUUUUGAAAAACUAUAAAUGAAAUUCCUAAUUAAUUAUCCAGUAUUUUCCCAUAAUAUAUAAAUAAGAUGGAUAAUUAAUAAAAGGAAUAUUAUGGAGAUAAUUAGGAAUAAUUAUCUUAAUAGAUUAUAUUUUAAUUAUGGGAGUAAUUAUCUCCCUAAUUAAAAUAUGACUUAUUCCCAAAGAAAGAGGGAAUAUUCUGGGUUUUCUGCUCCUAUAAAUAGGAGACGCCCCAGACCCUCUAAACACACCUCAGAAGAGCAGAAACACGAUAGAGAGUGAAUUCAUAGAGCUCCGGUUUUCCGCACAAAACCGAUGAGCAAUAAAUAAGAGUGGCUGUUUUAUCCUGGAGGCGACCGGCUGAUAGUCUGCUGUGUGAAUAACGAGGCAGUGCCGCGAACGUCUUAAAGAGUCCGCGACUCAGCCAGAUCGGUAACCCUAUUUUUCUGUUCGGUUUCUAACAAUUUUAAGACGUUUGUUACUGUCAAAUCGACCGAACAGAUUAUCGCAUCUGGCUUGGCAAAUCUCGCCCUAGCAUGCUCGCCGUUGAGCUCGUGAUCCCUUUUGCAAAUCUCGGUCUGGGAGCUUGUAAUCGACAAUUCUGUCUCGGAAAAAUUAAUUGCACCUUUACCAUUGAUUGUUCCUGUUAAUUUGUUUUUUAGUUUGAGAUUCCUUGAAACAGGAAUUAACGGAAGCACUGAAAGGAAGCCAUUGGAAUUUUGAAUACGUGGAGGGACAAGGUUUAAUUACCUGGACAAGGUUAAUUAGGAAGGUGGCUCCCUUUUAUUUAGUUCCAUUCGGGGCCAACUCUUGGAGCAGGCAACUGGCAAUGGUAAUCAUGGUUUUACUACGUGGACCGUGAAGGAGGCAUGAUUAAUCAAUGCGAUUUUGGAAGGGAAUUUUCAAUUUUGUUCUCUGGAAAGACUUCGCCAGGCCAAACAGAAUGAGGCCGAGGGCAAGGAUGAAAGAGAUCCGCCCUGUGAUAGAUAGUUAGCAGAACAGGAACUUGACUAGGGGUAUGCGGUGAUAUUUAAUUAUCCCAGAAGAACCCAACGAUGGCACAUUGCGACCUCGUGGCUUAAUCACUCAGGAACAAAAGCAUGACGCAGAACAAGGAAGCUAUGCUUGUUGAUAGCUAUCGGUCGCAAAAUCAGCUUGCAAUGACUCCUUGAAAAUAGGUAUGAACCGAAAUGAUCCUCGUGAUUCAUUAAUGAAUGAUAAAUUAGAUUCUAUUUCAUUAAGCUCUAUGCAUGGUAUUGAGAACCAUAUGAAUGUGAGAAAGUAAAAAUAGAAUUGAUGCAUGUAUAUGUCGACAUUGAGGUGUAUUACCUCGAUGAUUAGAGUAUAAAUUGAAUACAUGUGAUGGAGUAGAAUGAUUUUGUUUAAAUGCAUGCAUAUAUGUGAAGAAUAUAUGAUAAUAGAAUGGGUUUAUUGCCCUUAAUAACGAUAUUAUAAGAAGUAUUAUUAUCAGUACUACACGAACCAUUUAGAUUGCUGUGAAACAUUAAAGUUUCAAGAAUGAGAGCAGCAAGCUGAACCAGAUCCACAUCAAUUAGAAUGGUACCUAUCGUGGUAACCAUAAGAUUGUCACCCAAUCCUCUAAAGAAAAGUGAAACCUAUUGGUUUAGUUUAUGAGUAUAAGGAUCGCCUAAUAGCUAAGGCUUUAAGCGAAAAGGAAAAAUUGUUAAUUUUCUUGUUAUCUAUUCACCAUAUGUAGAAUAACAUCCAUGUAUGUUCUGAUUGCUAGUGUUGUGCGUCAGAUGGAUUGUUAAACAUGUUUCUGUGAAUGGUGAUUUAGAUAGGAAAAUCUGCAUGGGACAACCUAUAGGGUUGUUAUUCUUGAACAUGCUUAGGGAGUCUAUAGUUAGGCAAAUCAUUGUAAGAUUUGAAAUGGACUCUAAGACAAUGGCAUGAAUAAACUGGUUCUCUCUCAUGGUUUUAAAAGUGAAAGCGACAAGUGCAUUUAGUACAACUUUGAGAAUGACACUUGCAUUAUGAAUGACACUUCGGUCUUUGGUACAAAGACUCGUGAUGUCAAUAUUAUGAAAAACCAUGUUGUUUGAGAAUUAUGAAGGUAAAAAGAUCUGGAUGAAGCAAGUGUUAUGCUCGGAGAUCCAGAUUACUAGGACAAUGAAAGAGAUUUCAUCUAGGUCAGUUUAACUACACAGUUAGAUCUAGAGGAAAUACGAGUUCUACACCUUCAUAAAUGUUUGAUGGUGCUAGUGUAAUUUUUAAGAGCACCAAAGACGAUGUAAGAAAGUAAGAACAUACUAGCAUCGACAGUAUGCGAGAGGCAGCUGAUAAACAUGAGACCCGACAUAGUGGGGGUACUUGGCAGGCUUACUGAUUGUCCUAGUAUGAAGCAUUGAAAUGCUAUUGAAAGGGGUCAUGAGACACCAUAAAAGAACAGAAAAAACCUUGGUAUUUGUUAUCAAUGGUUUUGCUGUAUUGGUAGGGUAUAGUGAUGCGGAUUAGAAUACCCUAUAGAGGACUUCAAGACAACAAGAGGCUGUGUUUUAAACAUCGAUAGAGAAGCUAUGUCUUGGAAGUCUAAGAAGUAAACGAUCCUGGCUCAAUCAACUAAGAAAUCAAAAAUGAUAGAACUAGCAAUGGCUAGUAAAGAGGAAAGUUGAUUGAGAGGGUCACUACUAGAGAUUCCCUUAUGGGAAAGACCGAUCCCUCCGGUAGUUGAUUCAUUGUGAUAGCACCGCAGCUAUUACUAAAGAAGGGAACCGGUUCUAGAAUGAAAAAGACGACAAAUUCGUCGUAUGCACAGUACUGUAAGAGAAUUCCUAACGAUAGGAGCAAUGAGGGUGGAUCAUGUGAGAUCCUAACAGAAUCUAGCUAAUCCUUUGACGAAAGGAUUAUCUAGAGAGAAAGUCCAAAGUACUGCCAAGGGUAUGAGACUUAUGCCUACCGAACCACGGACUACAAGUGAUGGUAACCCGACCCAAUAGACUGGAGAUCUCAAGAAAUGGGUUCAAUGGGUAAUAACAAGUCAUGAGUAGUAUGCGAAAAGUUCAUGCAUAGCGAAGCAUGAAUCCCAAAGCCUUAGAGGUUGAGUUAAACUCUUAAUGAGAUCUAUACUCUAUGUGGAGUGAAGUACUUUACUUUGGGGGUACUUUUGAUAGACUCACCUGUGUGAAUGUGGGAGUGGGGCCGCUCCCUAUGGAACUUUGGAGGCACAAAGUUGCUAGAGCGUUCACUAAACCGGGAUAACGUGCAUGGCCAUUAACGCACGGCCUAUGAGAGAAUAUCACUCAAUGAAAAGAUCUGGUGUGC